This is a messenger RNA of Mycena citricolor, 1434 nucleotides long. The record is from the annotation of a GenBank genome assembly. Lineage: Eukaryota; Fungi; Basidiomycota; Agaricomycetes; Agaricales; Mycenaceae.
AUGUCUGCCCGCCGUUCCAGUACACGCGCUGCCCGUGGUGUCGCGCGCGACUUGAUAGCGACACCGGCUUCACUUCACCUUUCCCUCCUCACACAACCUCAAAGACUCGCGGCAAGAUUCGCCAUGCAGCUCGCCAGGUCCACCGCCUCUUCCUCUUCCUUGUCGAUCCCCUCUCUCGCAUCCUCCUCCACUUCGACCUCGCCGCCGAGCUCGGGAUUCUCAUAUGACGCACCGUCAACGCCAACGACGCCUUCCGUCCCCAGCGCGCGGCAUGACCAAAUUCGAAAAGAGUCAGGGACGAGGGCGGCGCGAGGAGUGGUGGUACCGGUGGGAGGAAGCAGCAUCAGCGAGGAGAUGUGGAGAAGCCCCAAGUGCUCCAGCGCACUGGCCCCGGAGGAAUGCGCGCAGUGGGAUGGGCUGGCGAAGCAGCAGAAGCGAGGCACGCAGUGGGAUGGGCUGGCGAAGCAGCGGAAGCGAAAGCACGAGCGGCGUUACCCGGGCUAUGUCUUCCGGCCCCAGCGCGCGGGACAACCAAAUUCGAAAAGAGUCAGGGACGAGGGCGGCGCGAGGAGUGGUGGUGCCGGUGGGAGGAAGCAGCAUCAGCGAAGAGAUGUGGGGAAGCCCCAGGUGCUCGAGUUCGUCGUACGGUCAAUGCCUCCGGCCCAAGAGCAUCGUCCGCCUUAUAUGAAGGUGGAGGUGCCGAGCAUCUUCGCCAGUGCCACCCCCACCUCGUUUGGAUCCGCGCCGCGUUCUCCACUCGAUCUGCCUCUCGAGCCUGUAGCACCACAGCAGCAGCGCCCGAUGUCGCCUACCUUGCUUGUCCCAAUGCUUGGAUGCAACGCGACGCUAGCCCUGCAGGAUUCAUGUGCUCAAUCGGGCUUCCAGCCGCAGGCCGUCAGCGCCCAGUUCUCCGACCGUCUGCGAGCGUCUGGCUUCCUGCGCUCGAUCUUCGCCGACCCCACGCCGGACCCCUUCGCCAACUUCGUCGAGUCCCACAACAGCCUGGCCGCAUGCUUCGAUCCGAUGCCGUCGUGCGGCGACUACCCGUCCGCCUGGGGGUUUUCCUCGCCGCGGGCAGGCCAGUCCCCGCAUUCAAGUGACAUCAGACUAUGGGGGGACACCGACAUCUUGCGUGCCGUUCGACAGCUCGCCACGCCAGAACAGAUUGCUGGCCACAACGCAGCCUCGCGCCGCGGUGCGCUUCAAGGCACACUGACGGGGUCGCCAUCGCCGGCGCCGGCUGUACUGAGCCCAGCAGGUCUCAUCGUCAUCGCACCCGCCCUUUCCAUUGAGGUGGAACGAAGGGGCCUAGAGUACGACAUGUCGCAAUGGAAGGGCGGCGGCGCGAGACUCAUCGAGCGACACGAAGAGCAGCAGCUGACUUCGUGGAAACACAUGGUGCCUGGUCCUGGUUCCAUGGACAAUCACCGCUGA